This is a messenger RNA of Exophiala aquamarina CBS 119918, 1716 nucleotides long. RefSeq names its product phosphomannomutase. Gene Ontology annotation, biological process: carbohydrate metabolic process. Gene Ontology annotation, molecular function: phosphomannomutase activity; magnesium ion binding. The record is from RefSeq and is a predicted model, not a curated record. NCBI's taxonomy places the organism in Eukaryota, Fungi, Ascomycota, Eurotiomycetes, Chaetothyriales, Herpotrichiellaceae. The coding region runs from base 1 to 1716 and encodes 571 amino acids. The transcript has a single exon.
AUGGCGAAUGCAACCCCUCCGGAAACACUUCGCUCUCACCUUACAUACAAACCUGAACCUCUCAAGUUUGGUACCAGCGGCCGCAGAGGCGAGGUUAUCCAUUUGACCCAGCUCGAAAUCUACACCAAUGUCCUCUCUGAAAUCCACUAUCUCCAAUCCAUCCCAAGGGCUGAAGGUGGCAUUGAAAUUGGUGAUGACUUCUACUAUGCGCACGACCUUCGCCCCAGCUCGACUGCUUACGUAGAGAACAAUCGCGGCGGCCUCUCUCAAGCUGUGGAAAAGGCCGUCAAGGAUGGAGGGAUGCGUCCCAUUAAUCUAGGCGCAAUUCCCACUCCAGCGCUCACGUUCUUCGCUCUUCAGAAGGGCAAGGGCAGCAUCAUGGUCACUGGCAGUCACAUUCCAUUCGACCGUAAUGGGUACAAGCUUAACACAUCCAAAGGAGAGCUCAUGAAAACUGCCGAAAAUCCCAUCAAUGAAGCCGUUGCAAUCACUCGUGAAAAACUGCUUUCGGAACCCUUCGCCAAAUCUAUCUUUGACGAUCAGGGUAUGUUACGAAGCGGGCAAUCAGCACUACUGCCAGCACAACCAGAAGGCAGGGCAACGUACUUGCAGCGCUACAUCGACUUUUUCAAGGGAGAAACGCUACAAGGUAUGAAAGUGCUUGCAUAUCAACACUCUGCUGUUGGUCGGGAUCUGUUGGUUGAGAUACUCGAACGGCUGGGUGCGGCCGUCACCCCUGCUGGACGAAGCGACACUUUUGUCCCGAUCGACACGGAAGCCAUUGAUCAAGCCCAACUUGACACCAUCCAAAAGCUCUGCGAUGCAACAGGUGAACGCUUUGACGCCAUCGUCUCCACCGAUGGAGACAGCGAUCGACCCCUGCUUCUUGCACCAGAAGGAGACAAACUUCGUUUCUUUGGCGGUGACAUCCUAGGUAUGAUCGUGGCAGACUUCCUCAAAGCAGAUUCCGUCAUCGUCCCCAUUAGCACCAAUGAUGCCAUUGAUCGUGGACCCCUAGCCAGUGUCACUGAACCGAAGACCAAAAUUGGCAGCCCCUACGUGAUUGCAGGCAUGCAGAAUGUGCUGUCCAAGGGACGUCAACGUGUUUGCGGAUGGGAAGCCAAUGGAGGGUUCCUCACCGGCUCUGAUAUCACACGUCACGGCAACACACUUAUUGCAUUGCCAACACGAGAUGCUAUUCUUCCUCUCCUAGCCGCGUUAUUUGCAGCACGCAGUCAUCAAAUCACACUACCAGAGCUCUUCUCGUCACUCCCUGCUCGAUCCAGCCGGGCUGGGUUGAUCCGGAAAUUUCCUCGUUCAACCAGCUUGAAGAUUAUUGAGAAAUUUUCACCUACGGGUUCCAAUAUCCAAGAGAUAUCAUACCAUGCUAACGAGGUUACUUGUCAUGGCUCUGACCACGCUUUGCUCGACGUUGACAAGGUGCAGAUCGAGAAGCUGGGACAGAUUCGCCAAGGCCUUCAAACAGUUUUCUCCCACGAAGCAGGAUUCACUCCGAUUGCUCGAAUCAACUACACAGAUGGCGUCCGCAUCAUCUUCUCGAAUGGAGAUGUUGCGCACUUUCGUCCUUCUGGAAACGCCGAUGAGCUCCGCAUCUACUCUGUCGCCGACACACCAGAGCGAGCAGAUGCCAUCGUGAUCGAAGGCGUCAGAGACCCCAAUGGUUUGCUCCGACGUCUCGAGGGUUUGGUCAGAUGA